Cyprinodon tularosa is the source of this 1601-nucleotide messenger RNA. Its product is annotated as cytochrome P450 2K4-like. The record is from RefSeq and is a predicted model, not a curated record. Bases 21 to 1571 code for a protein of 516 amino acids. Gene Ontology annotation, molecular function: oxidoreductase activity, acting on paired donors, with incorporation or reduction of molecular oxygen, reduced flavin or flavoprotein as one donor, and incorporation of one atom of oxygen; iron ion binding; heme binding. NCBI's taxonomy places the organism in Eukaryota, Metazoa, Chordata, Actinopteri, Cyprinodontiformes, Cyprinodontidae. Gene Ontology annotation, cellular component: cytoplasm; intracellular membrane-bounded organelle. Gene Ontology annotation, biological process: xenobiotic metabolic process. The transcript is spliced from 9 exons.
UUUAAGAAUCCUCCCACUGCAUGACGGCAGCCACAAUGUGCGUUGCAGUCAUGGCAGCAAUAGAUAUGUUUCUCCAAUCAAUCAGCCCAGUAUCAGUUUUAGGAGCUGUAGUGUUUCUGCUGAUUGGGUAUCACUGCUUUCUCUUUAUGUUUAACCAAAAUGAAAACAGACGGGGACCGCCGGGACCGAAGCCCUUUCCCAUAGUUGGCAAUCUGCUGCAGCUGGGUGUUAGGAGACGUGACCAAGCCUUCAUGAAGCUUUCUAAGAAGUACGGAUCUGUGUUCACUGUCUACAUGGGAUCAAGGAAAAUGGUGGUGUUGACGGGUUACAAAACAAUCAAGGAAGCAUUUGUAGGUUAUGCAGAUGAGUUUGGAGAACGGGAAGCACCCAGAAUGACUAAAGAAGCAAACCAACAACACGGUAUUGCAAUGGCCAAUGGUGACUCUUGGAAAGAAAUGCGUCGCUUUGCUUUGACAAAACUUAAGGACUUUGGGAUGGGAAAAAAAGUCUGUGAGGAGAAAAUCAUUGAGGAAUGUCAGCUCCUCAUGCAGGAGUUUAAAAGGUUUAAAGGUGAAGCCUUUGAUAUGUCACAACAUAUAGGCUAUGCUGUCUGUAACAUAAUCUGCUCCAUGGUUUAUGGAAAAAGAUUUGAAUACGAUGAUGUAGACUUCAAAAAAAUUGUUAAUCGAACAAACAGAUUAAUUCAGAUGAUUGGCUCACCAGCAAUACAGCUGUCUAACAUCUUCCCAAUUUUUGGCAAACUGAUGUUCUUUGCCAGAAGGAAAUUAGGCAAGAUAUUUCUUGCCAAUAAGCAACAUCAUCUGAUGCUCCUAAACCAUUUAAGACAAACCCUCAGUCCAAAGGUGUGCAGAGGAGUUGUAGAUGCCUUCCUCAUCCGUCAACAGCAACAUCAGGAAUCUGGGAUCACUGACAGCCAUUACCAUAAUGACAACCUCCUGGUGACAGUCAUGAAUCUGUUUGCAGCUGGAACUGAAACAACAGCUACAACACUGAGAUGGGCCCUCCUGUUUAUGGCCAAAUAUCCAAAAAUACAAGACCAAGUCCAGGAGGAGCUGAGGAACGUGAUUGGAAGCCGCCAGGUGCAGGUUGAGGACAAACAAAAGCUGCCUUUUACAGAGGCUGUCAUCUAUGAGACACAAAGACUGGCCAACAUUGCCCCUCUGGCAAUUCCUCACAGAACAAGCAGCGAUGUCACCUUUCAAGGUUAUUUUAUUGAGAAGGGAACCCCUGUAAUUCCUGUCUUAACGUCUGUCCUGCAAGAUGAGAGUGAGUGGGAGAAGCCAAAUGUCUUUUAUCCUGGCCAUUUCCUGAACAAAGACGGGAAGUUUGUCAAGCGUGAUGCUUUCAUGCCUUUUUCAGCAGGUCGCAGGAUGUGUCCUGGAGAGGGUCUGGCCAGAAUGGAGCUCUUCAUCUUCUUCGCCACUCUCCUGCAGCACUUUCGAUUUGCUCCACCUCCCGGAGUUACAGAGGAGGAAUUGGAUAUAGCGCCACUAGUUGGUGGUACUCUUAUCCCUCAACCCCAUACAUUGUGCGCCAUCCCUUUAAUGUAAGGAGGGGCUCUUAUUGGAAAAAAAAAAGAA